UAACUCCAGUCGGUUUUUCCCUCUCUCAGUUGUUCUUGUUUAAGUUUACCACUGACUGAGGCUCACUUGGGUGAACUGGAAGAUUUUAGAUUGUAAAACAUACAGGUGAGAAAAGAGGUAAUCAGCCAUGCAUCUGGGCAAAGCACUUUUGUUUUUCUUUCUUUUGAACAACGUGACCAUGACUUUGUCACUAUCUACUUGCACCACUGUGGACAUUGACCACAUAAAGAAAAAGAGAGUGGAGGCGAUCCGGGGACAGAUACUUAGUAAGCUGAGACUAACCAGUCCUCCCCAAGCACUCAGUCCCAGUCAGGUACCCUACCAGGUGCUUGCGCUUUAUAACAGUACAAAAGAAUUGAUCGAGGAACUGGGCCGAGACCGACAGCAAACCUGCGGCCAAGAUAACACGGAGACUGAAUACUACGCUAAAGAAAUACACAAAUUCAAUAUGCUACAAGGACUCCCAGAAAACAAUGAUUUACCCUACUGUCCCAAGGGCAUCACCUCGAAAGUCUUUCGUUUCAACGUCUCCACCAUGGAGAAGAAUGCCACCAACCUCUUCCGAGCAGAGUUCCGCGCACUGCGUGUUCCCAAUUCUAGUGCUAAAAGGAAUGAACAACGCAUUGAACUCUAUCAAAUCAUUCGGAAAGAUGAACACAUAGCCAACCAGCGCUACAUCGGGGGCAAAAACGUCCUGACUAAGGGAACACCAGAGUGGGUUUCAUUUGACGUUACUGAAACAGUGAGAGAAUGGCUCAUGUACAGAGAGUCCAACCUUGGCCUGGAGGUUAGCGUGCACUGUCCGUGUCACACAUUCAACCCCAAUGGUGACAUCAUUGAAAAUGUCAAUGAAGUAUUGGAGGUCAAGUUUAAAGGCAUGGACGGAGACUACGAAGAGCAGCAAAUCCGUUGGGAUCAGGGUCGUCUGAAGAAGCAAAAGGAACAACUCUUUCCCCAUCUCAUUCUUAUGAUGCUGCCGCCCCAUCGCCUGGACGUCCCGCCAACCUCAAGGCGACGCAAACGUGCACUAGACACCAACUACUGCUUCUCGAACUAUGAGGAGAACUGCUGUGUACGACGUCUCUAUAUUGACUUCCGUCAGGAUCUUGGCUGGCGAUGGAUCCAUGAACCCAAAGGAUACCAUGCCAAUUUCUGCUCAGGACCCUGUCCUUACCUACGGAGCGCUGAUACCACGCACAGCUCGCUGCUGAGUCUGUACAACACUCUGAACCCUGAGGCUUCUGCCUCUCCUUGCUGUGUGCCCCAGGACCUGGAACCUCUCACCAUCCUAUACUACGUGGGCCGAACACCCAAAGUGGAGCAGCUCUCCAACAUGAUUGUCAAAUCAUGCAAGUGUAGCUGAGGGCACUGGCCUUGAGGAGGCUUCAGUACCUGAGGCUGAAGAGAGAAGUGAGAGGAGGUUAGAACUGGACCCUUAAAAAAUACCUCUACACACCCUUCUCACCAGUGCCAAGGUCCUGGAACAAGUUGCUGCCACAGACUACA
Molecule: messenger RNA, 1506 nt
Organism: Chanos chanos (milkfish)
Lineage: Eukaryota; Metazoa; Chordata; Actinopteri; Gonorynchiformes; Chanidae
Gene: tgfb3
Product: transforming growth factor, beta 3
Exons: 7
Coding region: 128-1363 (411 amino acids)
Biological process (GO): regulation of cell population proliferation; transforming growth factor beta receptor signaling pathway
Cellular component (GO): extracellular region
Molecular function (GO): transforming growth factor beta receptor binding; growth factor activity; cytokine activity
Source: RefSeq, a predicted model, not a curated record